AUGACGCGGUGGCAGCUCCUCGCGCUGCUGCUGGGCGCGCUGCUGAUCGCUGCGCCGCUGACCAGCGUCCGGGGAGAGGAAGACGAGUACGAGGAGGACGAGGGGGAUGCAGAGGAGCCUGCAAAGGCGGAGGACGACGGCGAGCCUUCAGAGAAAGACGUGGUCGUCCUGACAGCCAAGAAUUUCGAUGAGAAAGUGAUGAAAUCGGAAUUCGCGCUGGUGGAAUUCUACGCGCCCUGGUGCGGGCACUGCAAGAAAUUGAAGCCCGAGUACGCAAAGGCAGCCACGCAGCUCAAGGAGUACAACGCAGACAUCGUCAUCGGAAAGGUGGAUGCCACCGUGGAGAAGGAACUUGCCGGGAAGUACGGAGUGAAGGGGUACCCGACCUUGAAGUGGUUUGUUAACGGAAAGGCCAGCGACUACGGUGGCGGCCGGGACGAGGACUCACUGGUGCGGUGGGUGAAGAAGAAGACGGGCCCUCCCGCUAUCACCAUCGAGACCGAAGAGGAGCUCAAGUCAGCUGAGACCAGCAACGAAGUCGUGGUCCUUGGCUAUUUUGCCAAGUUUGAGGGCAAGGAGUUUGAGCAAUUUGUUGCUGCUGCACGGUUGGCAGAGGACGUCACCUAUGCUCAGACCAAAGAUGCCGCUGUGGCCAAGGCAGCUGGGGUGAAGGGCGAAGCUCCAGCAGUGGUCAUUGUCAAAAACUUCGAAGGCGAAGAGAGGGAGGUUGUGGCGUUGGAAGGCGAUAUAACCACUGAGAAGCUUGAAGAAUUUGUGAAGUCAGAGAAGCUUCCACUUAUCAUCCCGUUUGCUGAGAAGAACCAGGACAAGAUUUUCGACUCUGGCAUCGACAGGCAGUGCCUUGUUGUGGCUGACAAGAAAGAACUGACAGGAGAGGCAGAACUGUUCAAGGCAGUGAAGGCGGUUGCAGAAACACACAAGGGCAAGAUGAUCUUUGUCAGCGUUGACUCAUCAGGCGAAAGCGCCGCCCCAGUCAUCAACUUCUUUGGAUUGGAGGCAGACAGCUUUCCACAGGUUGUGUCCUUCCAGCUCAGCGGCUCCAAGAAGUACAAAAUGACUGGAGAAGUCACGCAAAAGAGCCUGCAGGCCUUCACUAAUGGUGUUCUGGACGGCACGAUAGAGCCUGACUACAAGUCUGAGGACAUCCCAGCAGAGGGGCAGGACAAAGCGGGAGGCGUGCAAAUCGUUGUUGGCAAGACUUUUGACAAGAUCGUGAAAGACCCCACCAAGGAUGUCCUGCUGGAGGUGUAUGCGCCCUGGUGCGGACACUGCAAAGCACUGGAGCCCAUCUACAAGAAGCUGGCCAAGCGCUUUGCGAAGAUCGAUUCUGUGGUGAUUGCGAAGAUGGACGGUACUGCCAACGAGCACAAGGACGUGGAUGUGAAGGGCUUCCCGACAUUGCUCUUCUUCCCUGCCAAGGACGGUGCCACGCCCAUCCCCUAUGAGAGUGGUGACAGGACGCUUCUGCCCCUCACCAAGUUCAUCAAGAAGCACGCUGUCAUCGAGUACGAACUAGCCACGAAGUCGAAGUCAGAAGAGAACAAAACGGAGGAGAAGCCAGCAGGUGGCCAUGAGGAGUUGUGA
Molecule: messenger RNA, 1605 nt
Organism: Ostreobium quekettii
Lineage: Eukaryota; Viridiplantae; Chlorophyta; Ulvophyceae; Bryopsidales; Ostreobiaceae
Source: the annotation of a GenBank genome assembly